Messenger RNA from Dictyostelium discoideum AX4, 621 nucleotides. RefSeq lists its product as hypothetical. NCBI's taxonomy places the organism in Eukaryota, Evosea, Eumycetozoa, Dictyosteliales, Dictyosteliaceae. Bases 1 to 621 code for a protein of 206 amino acids. Gene Ontology annotation, cellular component: membrane. The transcript is spliced from 4 exons. The record is from RefSeq and is a predicted model, not a curated record.
AUGGAUACCCCAACAAAAUCAAGAAGAGCAAAUGGGUCAAUUGCAUUCCCAGAAGAUUUUAAACCAGUUAAAAGAAAUAUUCAAAGUGAAUUAAAUCAAGAAUUAGAGACAUGUUUAUUUUCAUUUAGAGAUAAGGAAUACAGUGCUGAAAAAUUCAGUGGUAUUGUAUUCCGUGAAAUGGGUUGGAAAGAUUUCGAUCGUUUAGAUAAAGAAAGAAUUAGUUUAUAUUGGGUUGAUCAAGUAAUUCAUGGUGUAACUGGUGUACUUUGGUCACCAGGUGGUUAUGAAGAUAAAGAGAAUUAUUUUGGUAGUUCUUUAAAUUUUUUAAAACCAUCUUUUAAAUCACCAACUGCCAUCGUCUCUCAAAAUGGUGAUGUUAAAGUAACUUAUUGGUUUAAUGAUUUAAAAAAUAAAAAGGUUAUACAACUUCAAGUUAUUUUCGAUACAAAUGGUGAUAUUAAAUCAAGAACUAUUUUAUCAAGUGGUGAUUCUCAAUUUUAUACAGGUUUAUCAGUUAUUGUUGGUGGUGCUACUGCACUUGCACUUGGUUUAUUCUUUUUAAGAAAUAAAAAAUUCGUUACCCCAGUGCUCAGAAUUGCUUCAUCAAAAUUUAAAAAUUAA